Messenger RNA from Arctia plantaginis, 2187 nucleotides. NCBI's taxonomy places the organism in Eukaryota, Metazoa, Arthropoda, Insecta, Lepidoptera, Erebidae. The record is from the annotation of a GenBank genome assembly.
AUGGAUCAAAGUAAAGUUUUUACGAAAAUAAAAGAAUUGGGUCAUGUACACAGUAAGCGAGAGGAGCUGCGGGAAUUUUGCAACUUAAAAUUUGACCAGAUUAUAAAGUUUUUACCCCGUCGUAUACUGAACACUGACGGUGGAGAUCUAUUGGGCUGUAUCUUAAAUGGAUUGCCGGAUAAUGCAGGAGCUUGUAGACAUAAAGUUAAGGUAAUAGAGGUGGUACUAAAGACUAUGAGAAAAGAGGCGACGUCGUUGACGCAUUGUGGUGACGUUACUAGCAGACUUUGUUUAGAGCUGCCAAGGUUACCUGUAGAAGAUUUGGUGCGAUGGAGUGAUGACAGUGUUCAGUCUAUUGUGGAUGAUAGUGAUGUUAAUAUGAUUUGGCGAGAUGUGCUCCCAGAAUGCAUCAAUGCAAUAUCUUCAUAUGAUACAAUCAAACACUGUGGCACAGAAAUGACUAGCUCUGAAUACAAGGAACAGUGUGUUCACACACUAUGCCAGUGUAAAUGGCAAGAGAAACAACUAGUGCAGUUGACUGCAACCUUCAAAGAUAUGCAACUAUCACGCAAUAAUCACAAACAGGUGGUAAACAAGAUAUGCUCUUAUGUAAUGGAUAUACCGCCAGAUACCCUGCCUCCAUUGGUACAUCAGUUACUUAAAUUAUGUAAAACAUAUAAUUUGGAGAUAGUAUUGUCACAUCUCUCACAUUACUUCAGCUCGAGGUUAUAUAGCAAAUUGGAGCCGCCUCCACAGGACUCUGAGUCCACUACUAUAGAUAUUGAUGAUAUAGUGCCUCAUAGUUCUGCAGAACUCAGCCGUUGUCUCUCCACCUGUAUCUACCACAUAUCCCAAGGGGCCGCAGACCCGGAACUAGUUAGGAAGCAUAUUAAGCAGUGGCCCAAAACGCAGUUGUUAAGGGCCCCAUUUCUAAUAGACUUAGCACUCGCCAUGUCGGACAAGGGGGCGGAUUUCCGAUCCGUCAUAAGGUCAGCAAUUGAACAGAGAGCGUUAGAUGAUUUGCGAACGCGCGAGUCUGCCUGGGUUCGAUCUGUUAUUGGACCUGAUGUCGACGUUGCGAGUCUUCUUAAAAUUCUCACCACUGAGAGUGCUAACCAUCGUCAACUGACAGUAGUCGGUCUAAUUCACCUGGCAUUUCUCCUUCUGUCGACGUUCCGACUAAAACCAGUUGCGCAAACCUGCUGGUCACACGGGAAGUUAAUAUUAGUGAGGCUUAGCAAGUCUCAACCGGAAUGUGCUGCGCAUAUUCUAAGUCAAUUGGCUGAUAAACUGGCUGGAGAUACUACGCAAAAACAGUAUUCAGAUUGCCUGUACAUAUUGUGCAAGCUUACGCCUGUGUCAAUCGAGCGUUGUUCUCAACUAAGCACCAUUCUGGAGAACUGUCAGCCUACACCAACGGAUUUCAGAUCUGCUGCAGCCGUUCUGGAUGCCGUACACCCACUUCUGAAUUUUAGCACCAGAAGCAGGGAUACUUUGGUUAUGGUGUGCCGUAAAGGACUUUACUCAAGAGAUUCCCAACACCGUUGCCUGGCUCUCUCCGGCUUCCUCACAGUCCUCCGGCACGUGAAAGUGCGUAACAACUCUACCAGCCACAGUCAGCAGUACAGCGAACAGUACAGCACGCAUUCGUACCUCACACAGGUCGCUGUUGACCUACACGCUACUCAGCAAGGCAAUGCUGUUACAUCCCGGGUGCGAAAUGAAGCGAUGUGUAUGGAAGUGGUAUCUAUUUUGCGUCGAUGUCUUCUUCAGGAUGCAUUGGUUAAGCAGCUACUGUAUACUAAAAUAUAUGAAUGCGCUCAAGACAAGCCAUCUCUUCAUGAGGGCAUACUUGAGUUACUGUAUGAACAAUUGAGCAAGUACUUACCAGAUGGAAGCAGUACUGCUCAAUUGUUAAUGGACAAUUGUGUUCAAAUCAACGGUGUUAGCGCCGUUCUAAACGAACCCAUAGCCCGUCUACUGUAUACUGUGGCUCAGUUCCUUCAGCCUUGCGAGGAUGAAGACUUAGAAGAUAUACUUGCUAGUCAGUCUGUUGAAACCGGCUCCGCUUAUCUGAAGAGUAAACUCGGCAUCAUAAUGGACCAGCUUUGUAGCUGUGAAAACCUUGGAAGCAUUGAUAUGGUAAGCUUAUUUAAAGCAGGAACUAAAUUAUGUGUUUUUUUAUAG